Molecule: messenger RNA, 12632 nt
Organism: Cokeromyces recurvatus
Lineage: Eukaryota; Fungi; Mucoromycota; Mucoromycetes; Mucorales; Mucoraceae
Exons: 12
Coding region: 258-12452 (4064 amino acids)
Source: RefSeq, a predicted model, not a curated record
GUGAUACAAAGAAGAACAUAUAGCAAAUCAGUGUGUAUUACAAAUUAUUUAGUUUUACUGUCCUACUAAAGGACGAAAAAAAAAAGUGCCCUUUAUUCUAGAGUUACUGUUUACUCUUUUUCUUUCUCUCUACCUUUUUUUUUUUAUUAAUUAUAAACACAAAACAGAAAAAAACUUCAUAUUUAUUAGUAUCUUUUUUUUAUUAGCCUCAGUUAACAUAACAGAAAAAAGUUAAAAAAAAAAAAUAUCAUUUUAAAAUGUUUGAUGAAAGUGAAAAAUUCCCUGAAGGAUGGUUUUUCAUUAAAAAUCACAAUAAUGGCUAUGUACUAAUGGUUGAUAAUGAGUCUCAAGAAACUAGUGCUUCUAUUGUGCUUUCUACUUUACGUACGAAGAAUUAUAACGCCCAACUUUGGCGUCAUGAUCCUAAAGGUUACCUUGUUAAUAAAAAAUCUGGACAAGUUAUGGAUGUCGCAAAAGGAGUACCUAAAGCAGGCGUCGAGAUAGUACAGCAAAUUCAAAUCACCAAUGGAAUUGAUGAUAAAAACUUUCAGAAGUUUGGCUUAUCAACUCAUGGCCAUAUUUAUUUGAUCAACAAACCUUCACUCGUAUUAGGUAUUAAAGAAUCAUUCUUCUCCAGACGUGAAGGUCUUCAUGUUCAUCUUCAGCUUGUUGAUAAGCAGCAUCUAGAUCGUAAAGAACAGCUUUGGGAUUUUAUAUUGCCUAUAAUUAAAGAGGUAACGAAUGAGCCUCUUCAAGGAAGUACAAGUUCUAGUACGAAUAAAAGGACUUCUACUAUUCAUGUUAAAUCACUAGCUGUUACUCAUAUUAGAGAAGAUGACACGCAUUCUGUUUCUUCUACUAAAGGUUCAAUAUAUUCAAAUAUGGAUCAAGAUGAUACUCAAAUUGUACCCAUUGGUUCUUUUCCUGAAACUCCCUUUUUCUUAAAGUCUUCAUCAUCUGGUCUUUAUAUCAGUAUUGAAGAUAUUUCUUCCGUUUCAUCUGGCACGCAGCUCACAAUUGAAUCACUUCGUAAAAAAGGCUAUGAAAGUCAACUUUGGACUUAUGAAACUACUACUCAUCAUCUUAUCAAUAAAUAUUCUGGUUUAAUACUUGGUGUUGAACAUAAUGAUAUUAAGGAUGGUGCUGAUAUUAUUCAAACAAUACCAUCUACUACUCAUGAGGAUACUCAAAAAUGGAUCAUGUCUCCUGAGGGUGAAUUGGUUUUAGAAUCUGACCCUGAAUUCGUUAUUGGCUUCAAGGAAAGCUGGUUCGGUAAUCGAGAAGGUGCUCAUCUCCAUUUACAAAAGGGGAACAAAGAUCACCGAAAUCAAAAGUUUACAGUUGUUUUACCUAUUUUCAAAAAAAACUCCGGAACUAAUGUCAAAGUUGAGCAGCAUAGUGUUUUCCCUAAUGGUUGGUUUUUCAUAAAAAGUCAAGUUCAUGGUCUUGUUCUCACAGUUUUAGAGACCGGUAUGAUUGCUGCUGAAAUUGCUGCUUUCAAAUUAGAUACUUCUAAUUACCCUCGUCAACUUUGGAAGUAUGAAGAUGGCUAUAUUGUUAAUAAGGCUUCCAAUAUGGUCCUCGAUGUUCGUGGAGGUUCUCUUAAGCCGAAUGCUAAGAUUUGUCAAUAUACUCAGAAAAAGGAUGAUAAUGAAAAUCAAUUAUGGGCAUUAUCUGCUGAUGGAGUAAUUUUUCUUGAGGCUAAUAAAAAUCUUGUCUUAACAGUUGAGGAAAACCAAACUGCUCAUUCAAAAUUGUAUUUGUCGGAAAGAAAAUCUAAUUUAGAAGAACAGCGUUGGAAUUUUGUAUUGCCUGUAUUUAAAAAGAAACAAACUACAACAUUUGAUUCUUUCCGUUAUGCUAUAUACCCUUCUGGGUGGUUCUUCAUUCGUUCAUCUAUCGAAGGAUCAACUACAGAAUCUCCUUUAGUUUUAAGUGCUCACGAAAAUUCGAUUGGUUUAUGUUUACUUGAUCGUCAAAACUGGCAACCACAACUCUGGACAUACUCUUCAGGAAAAUUAAUUAAUUAUUCUACUGAUCUUGCUAUUGACGUUACAUCAUUUAAUGCUGGUGCUAAUUUAAUUCAAAACAAAUCAUCAAGUCAAGAUUGGUACCUGACAGUUAACGGUAUCCUUGUUUAUGGUGUCUCUGAACCUAAGCUUGCUCUCUCAGUUAUUAUUGAAGAGAAUAACAAAUAUCGGUUGGCUCUAGCUAAUUUCAAGUAUUCCCCUGAUCUAUGCUGGAGUUUCUUAAUUCCUGAAUUUAGCUAUCGUUCAAGCAUGCAAACUCUAAUUCAAUGGUCUAUUGCAGUUCUCAAAGAAUGUCAUAAUAUUGCCACUAAUCAAUUGACACAUUAUCCAAUUGCCCAAUGGCCAGAGGGUGAAUUUUUUAUUCGCGGUCCUGAUAAUUUAGCUUUGGUACCUGAAAAAUCCGAAUAUGGAUCUAUACUUAUUAUGAACCAAUUUGAAAUCGAUCAUCAUUAUAAUUUUAAAUGGACUUUCCAAAAUAGUCACCUUGUGCAUUGUGCUACAGGCUUAGUUAUGUGUGUUCAAGACAACCUGAUCCAGGAAAAACAUUUGCAAUUGGGUUCAGAAAAUGAUAAUAGUCAAUCUUGGAUCUUGAGGAUGGAUGGGUCAAUUAUAUCUAAAAAUGAUGAGAAAUUUGGCCUUGGUAUUGUUCAAAUAAAUGGUGUUUGGACAGUUCAAAUAGUUAAUAGUAACUACUACUCAUGGAAAAUGCUUUACGGUGUUUAUGAUAGUUAUUACUCUGUAAAAGAGCAAAAGGAGAUCUCUCGUCUUGUUAGUUUUGAAAGAAUUAUUUUUAAUUUAUGGACUAUGCAUGACAGAGUUGAGCGCAAGUUAGUUACUCAUACUUAUGGAGUCUUCCCAAAAAGUUGGGUUUUCAUUCGAUCAAAAUGUGACGAAAAUCUUUUCAUUACAGUAUCUGACUCUAAAAAAGGCACUAAACUUAUAUUAUCUAAACUAACUAUUACAUCGUAUAGACGACAAUUAUGGAGAUAUCGCGAUGACCAUUGUAUCGUUAAUUUUGAAACGAAUUAUGUUAUUGAUGUUGCUGGUAGUAAACUCUUUUCCAAUGCAGACAUUAUUCAGUGGUCUCCUAAAUUCCUUCGCUCUAGCCGCAAGAAUCAAGUAUGGGGGCUAACUGUCCAUGGACAUAUUCAUCCUAAAUUUAAUUCGGACUUGGUUCUGAGUCCCGUAGGUAAUCAUGUAAGAGAAGGUGCUGAAUUAAAACUUAUUAAGCGUGGUAAUUUAAGUCUUGACUAUCAACAAUGGAUGUUUGCUACUCCUAUCUUUCAAAACUGUACAUAUGCUUCUUAUGAAGCCCAGCAAGCUCACAAAGAUAGUCUUAAGUUUGAAGGGAUCGGCAGUACUUGCUCUCUUGAUGUGUCUAGUCAUGAACGUUAUGAACGUAUAGAAAAAGACAUAGUUGUUCUUCGUUGGGGCGUUUUCCCACAAGAGAGCUUCUUUAUUCGCUGUGCUUAUGGCGAUAAGCACUUGGCUUUGACUGCUGAAUAUGAUGAGGCCUCAAUUACAAACUAUAAGGUUGUUAUUCGUUCUCUAGAUUUCAAGGCUUAUAAAUUGCAACUUUGGUCUUACCAAAACGGUAAUUUGAUCAAUGAAGAAACUGGAUUAGUCCUGGAUGCCCAAUCCAGUGAAGAUAUCAGUAUUGAAGAUGAGCAAACUCAGGUUUAUCUUAAGCAAAAGGCUUCAAAUGAAGGUCAAUUUUGGGAUCUUGGCGUUAAUGGCGAAAUCCACUUGAGGUCUAAUCAGCGGUUAGCCAUUGGUGCUAAUAAUGCUGAUGAUGCAUCUGUUGAAGGUGCACAGAUAGGUAUAAAAAAAAUUAAUGUUCUCUUUAAUAUUAUAGAUGACAAGAAAUUGUUAUCUUUGAAGUCAGAAGAAUGGGUUCGUUGGUCCUUCUCUAAACCUGUGUUUGGUAAGCGUGUAUCUGUAGCUAUUUCAGAAAACGAAUCAGGUCUUUUGGAAAUUGAAAAAUGUGAGGAUUGUUCUCUUACUGUUAAGGAGGAAGUUAAAAAAGUGAAUAAUGACGAAGAAGAAGAGUUCGAAGAAGUUGAUAAGGAUGAAGAGCUUGAUAUUCAGGCUUCUAUCCCUGAAGGUGUAGCUACUAUUGUUGAUGCUGGCAAUGUUGCUACCAUUGCUUCAGAUGUUGAUAAUAAGAUGUCAACUAGCUCUUCCACCGUUCAAGAGCAUGCCAUUGUAACAGAUAUCAAUAUUACUGAGCAAUUAUCUAAGCCAAACACUGCUACUAUUGUGGAAACAGCAUCUGCAGUUUCUGCUAUCGCUGUUGAAGAAAAUAAAGCUAAUUUAGAAGACAAUAAAUCAUCCAAGUCACAACAUCAAAUAGUACAUAAUGAUUCAUCCCUAUUGGAAAAUAAUUAUGUUCCUACUACUGGGUUUGAGAAGAUUGAUUGCUUCGAGUUACAUCAAAAUGGCUUCCCUUCAGGAUAUUUCUUUAUCAAAAGUUCUUUGUGUGGUUAUGUUUUAGACGCCACAAACGAUGCCAAAGAGGAUCGUUGUGUUACAUUAACGAAAAUGAGAUCAAAGGAUUUUAAUAGUCAGCUUUGGUCUUUUGAUAAUGGUUCCCUUAUUAACUUUAAAGGUCGUACUUUGGUUCUUGAUGCUGUUAAUACAUUUUCAAUUACUGGUGAGAGAGUUUAUCUCACAGUUUGUAACUCUAUAACUGAGGAUACGGUUGAUCAAGUAUGGGGUUAUAGCGCUGAAGGCAUCAUUUAUCUCAAGGCUAAAAGCAUUUUUAUCUUAUCUCUAGAAGACACUAAACGUUCUAACAAUAAUGAUCAUAUUGACGUUUAUGUUCAACAAGCAAAAGCUCCUAUAAAUAUAGAAGCUCACCCCAAGCAUUGUUGGGAAAUUUUGGUCCCUUCUAUAAUCUCUGCUAAUCAACAAGAAUCUAAUACCAGUAUUAUUGAGUCUAGUAAAACUGAAAAAGUCACUAGUUCUGCUUAUACAUUUAUAUCAUAUAAAUGGCUUAAGGAGACUUAUUGCUAUAAAAUCGCCAAGAAAAACCAAUGGUCCUCUACUGAAAACUGGUUCUUUAUCCGUUUUGGUUCUGAAAAUCAUUUUCUUGCUUCAGGAGAAACUUCUAAGAGCCAAGUAAGCCUGUGCAAAAUCAAUCCUGAUCUGGACUAUAGACGAUUUUUAUGGGUUUAUAUCAAUGGCUACUUAAUUAAUUAUAAAUAUCUACUUCGUUUGGUUUUGAAUAAUUCGCAUCAUUGGGUACUAUCAAACACUAAUGAUACACUUAACCAAAAAUUCUCUAUUGAUAUAAAUGGAUCAAUCUCUGUAACAAUUUCUAAAAUUGACUAUUAUAUCAACCAUAUCCAUAAUGCUUCUGGAUCUUGUUCUUUAACUGCUACCAUCAAAGAUUCUCAUAAAGAAUGUCAAGAUGUAGAGCUUCAUAUUCCUAUUAUCUCUGAUACUGAAUACCAGAAAGAUGCUAUUUCGACCCUUUCCUCCGUAAAGACCUGGAUUUGUAAGCAAACUUCAGAUUGGGCUAUUUUAACAGGCAUUACUACUCGUGAAAGAUUUUUUCCUGAAUCUACCUGGUUCUUUGUGAAGGUUGCUCACAAGAAAUAUGAUAAUUUGGUUCUGUCUGUUCACGAAGCGAACUUUCAAUUAGUUCUGAAAGAACUGGACUUUAAAUCAUUCCAGGAUCAACUAUGGACUUAUAAUGAUAACCAUCUAAUUAACUAUGGCAGCAAAUAUGUUAUUGAUGUUCAAGAUAAAGUUUCUAUUGGAUCAAAAUUAAUUCAUACAGCUGAAACAAAAACUAGCACACAAAAAUGGAUUUUAAAUGCAGAAAGUCAAAUUGAGCUUGAUAAUCAUGACUUUUAUAUUUUGGGUUGUGAUGCAUUCAAAGAUGGUGCAUGUGUUUUACUUGGCUCUUCAAGAGCAUCAAGCCACGUUUAUCCAAUCUGUUGGAAAUUCUUUAUACCAGUUUUUAGGAAGAGUACUACAUCUUCUGAAAUCAAUGAUAUCACUCAGGAAAUUGCAAACGUUUCAACUAUUGAAAGUGUUGAAGAUAUUUCUUCAAGCGUUAAGCCUCAACUUUCUCUUAUUAGAAAGGUUACAAAACAUACAUUUGUGACUUAUCGUGAAAUUCUUUUGAUUAUUAGCUGGUGGAGAAUUGUUUUUACUCGUCGUUUAUCAAGCUGUUGUACCCAAAAGGAAUACCUCGAAGUUAUUGAAAAAUAUCGCCAGAACCUAUAUAAUCGCUUUAAUCAUUACAUCAGUGUUUAUGGAUCCUCUUUAAGUAAAAAAGAAUUCUCAGCUCUUGAAGCUUCUUUGGAAGAAAUAAGAAAUAUUUUUGAAACUGAAGUUUUUAUCAAGCUUUUAAAUUAUUUCAAGGAAUUUAAAGCUGAACAAUUUAUCCCUACUACCACACAGCAUGAUCUUUCUAUUAUUGUCUUUGAAUUCUGUAACAAAAUUGAUGAAAAAUACAAAACUCAUAAUAGCAAUUUCAAGAAGGAAGAGCAUUUCUUUACCGAAGAGUCUUCUACAUUUUCUAGUUUAGUACAUACAUCUAACCAAUACAUAUCUGAAUUGGAAGCUGCUAAUAAUAUUCUUAUUACUUUUGAUAUUAUCCAUGUUACUAUUCGUUAUUGGUUUAGAUUAUUGUAUAAGCAUCUCACUCAGGCUUUUAAGGAUAACAUGGAGACAGACAGAAUCCAAAAUUUUAUUCAAGAUAGCUACCUUGAACUUCAAGUUAAAUUGAAUAGUAUCUCUAAAACCAUAAAGUCAGCUUUGUCUCAAUCUAUUUACUUUGAUGAACACAAUAGGCAGAAACUUGAGCAAAUAGUUAAUUCAGCUAUUCAAAAGCUGUGCCUUGAAAUAGAACAUUUUAUUCACAAUCAGGAUGUUAUAAUUAUUUCUUCUAUCGACCAAUGGGAUAUGUUAGUGUUCACUGUAAAUGUGAGUCUAACCUCAAUAAUCCACGAAUACAAAUAUAUGAUUCAAAAACAUAUUGUUAGUACAGAGACGGAUACAGAUAUGGAGGAAACAAUUCAUGCUGAUAAAAUGGACGCUGAAUAUGGCAGGGCUGAUAUUAUCACUUAUCUGGAUGAAACUAAAGCAUAUAUUACCUCUUGGUUCUCCCGUGUUUAUGAAGAUAUAAAUUGGAUUGUCAAUAUAUCAUCUACUAAACAAGAUAUUAUCACAGUAAUUGACGCUUCAGAGCUUGAACUUGUUUCAAAGAUUGAUGAAUAUACAAUAUUACUUUCUGUUCUGCUAAUGAGAACUUUAUAUCUCUCAUGGUCUAAACGUCGUUAUUUGAUUAGCUUCUAUACUACUAUAAAAGUUUACAUCUUAUUUAACUUGAAGAAGCUUAAGGAAGCUAUAAAUGAUGAAGUUGAUAAGGAGCUUAUCUUAGAAGUAACCCGUUCUAUAUUUGGAGAAAAAGAACAAAUUGAAAUUCUAAAGAAUAUUGAUUUUGCUUCGGAAAUUGUUUCAGAUUCUGCCAUUACUAAAAUUACAACUGAUACACAAGAAACCUUUUUAUCUAGUUCUGAUAAAGUUGUUGAUGGCAUAGCUUCUGAAGUUUACAAGAACAAUCCGAUAUCUGAUAUUAACUUUGUUGUUGCUGAUAAACAUAAAACUAUCAACAUAGAUAUCAUUACAAAUGAAUCGACGGCACUAUCAAAGAUAGAAACAUCAGCAGAAACAAUAGCAAAUAAUAAUGGAAUAACUAAAAUUGAACUUGCAUCCGAAAAAGCUCAGUUUACAAAAACAGAACAGGAGGGAAAAGAAAUUUUCUCUGAAUCUUCUCGCAUCAAAAAAUCGAAUAAUAUUGAUGUUUGUUAUAGUAACGACUGUUGUCAUAAACUUGAAGAUGUAAAGAAAUAUUCUGAUGCUACAAGUAUUAACUCGAAUAUUUCUUCUGAAGCUGUCGAAGGAGAAAAGAAAAUAAUAAUUGAAUCAAAAAUUGAUGAUAAUGGUGUAAAUUUAUCUACUGUUAGUCUUUCUACAGAUAAAAAGAUUUUAACUGACUCACUACAAAGUGAUAAAGAAUCCAACAUAUCUACUGAAAAAAUGGAAAAGGAUAAAAUGAAAAUUAUUAACAGGAUAUCUGAAUCCAUAGUUGCUAUUGGUAUCAUACAAAAUACUGAACAAAACAAAAAUGAAUUAGACACUAUUAUAGGUACUAUUACAGAGUCAGGCACUAUUACAGAUUCAGGAACUAUUACAGAAACAGACACUAUUACAGAAACAGAAACCAUUACCAAGGAGUAUGAAUCUUCUACUGCUAUUACUGUCGAUGUGGUUGAAAGUGAAAAAGAAGCAAAUACAGACACUAUUACAGAGUUGGAAACUAUUGCCAAGGAAUUUGAAUCUUCUGUUGCUAUUACUGUCGAUGUUGCUGAAAGUGAAAAAGAAGCAAAUACAGACACUAUUACAGGCGCUGUUACAGAAACAAUUAUAGAAUCAGAAAAUGCUAUUACUACUGAGAUCACAGAAAUUAUUGAAGAGAAUAUAAUUAAAUUAGAGACUAUCUUCAGAGAAUCUGGAUCUUCUAUUAAUGAAGAUAUGAUUGUUGAAGAAAAACUAGCUGUAGCCAUAUCUGAAUCAAACUCUAAUGGUUCUAAUUCUUUUAAGAACGAAAAGAUUACUGUUACGAAUUCAGAAAUUGAUACAGAUGAGUCAAACUUUUCUUUUGCCGAUGUUAUCCAUGACAAAAAUGAAGUUAUUGAAAAAUCAGUCGAAUCUAUUAGUAAAGAAUCAGAAACUUCAUUUGAAAUUGAUACAGUAGAAUCUGCUUUAGAAGUACAAAAUUCUGAGACUUCAGUUGCUAUUGGUACUAUCAAGAGUCAAAGGGAAGCUUAUAAUCAGUCAGAAAAUAUAAUUAACCAAUUAGAAUUAGAAUCUUAUAAUUCUGAUAUUAUUGCAAACAACGAACUGUCAUCUAUUAUUAAUUCUGGUUCUACAGAAAGGGAGGAUAAAUUUUCUGUUGAAGCUGAGAGUGUUAUUGGCUUAGAAAUUAUUUCUGAGGAAUCCAAAUUGGCAAUUAUUAUCGAAGAUGAAAGGGCUUCCAUUAUUGAAUCAGAAACUACUGUCUCUAGAGAUGACAAUCCUGUUACUAUUGGUUUAAUUACUAAUGGACAAGUAACUGAUAUUCAGGUAGAUAGCAUCGUUGAAGAGCCUAAACCUUUUGUCAAUAUCAAUAUAGUUGAUAAUAAUAAAACAGGAGAUUCAGAGUUAGAAUCUAUCACUCAAGAAUCUGAUGCUUCCAUCAUUUCUAGUGUUUCUGAAGGUACAAAGGAAACUUUCAACAAAAAUGAACUCUCUGUUAUUGAUAAAGUAAAUAACGAAGUUUCAUCUUUUAUUGAAUUUAAAUCAAGUAAAGAGGAAUUAGAGCCUACCACUACCAUUGAAGUUAUUAACAAUGAAAAACAAAUUACCACUGAGACAGAGGUUUUUGACGAAGAUUUCGAAACUGUUAUUUUUGAUGAUACCGUAAAAUUAGAUUUGGCCAAUAAAUCCCACUCAUUCAUUGAAAAUAUUGAAGACAAAAAUAUUAUUACUAUAACCUCGGAAACUAUCGUUAAAGAGUCAAAAGAAUCUACUAUUAUUGGAAGUGAAAAAGAAACUACUGGUGUAUCACAAAUACUUAUCGAUAAUUCUGAGUCUGCUAUAUCUUUUAACAAUACGGAAAGCGAAGAAGAUUCUCAUACAAUUGUUAAAUCGGAUAUAUUUAUUAAUGAACCUGAAUCUUCUAUUAUUGCAGAUUUAACCACCAAUGACAGCAUAACUAACCUUGAAUCAUCGUAUAAAGAAUCUGAAUCCUUGACUAGCAUAAGUAUAAUUGAAAGCGAAAGACUAUUGGCAACUGACUCAAAGGAAGCUAUCCAUGAAUCCCAACUUCCCUUUGAUGACAUCGUUGAUAACAAGAAGCAAAUUGAUGGCCAAUCAAAUACUAUAAAGGAAAAUAAUCCUUCAAGUACCACAAUUAUUGUUGAAGACAUAAAAGGCUUCCAUAUUGAAACGGAAACUAUUCAUCAAAUUACCAACGAAUUUGAGACUUCUGUUGUCAUUGAUAUGGUAGGAAGUGAAAUAAAAUCUACGACUGAAGCAAAAAAUAUUACUCAGGAAUCCGACACCAAUUGUGAUAAAGAGCUUAUACAAGAUAACAUAUCAACAGUCAUAGAAUUAGAACCUAAUAUUAAUAAAUUUGAAGCUAUCCAUGGUACUGACGUGAUAACUGAAAUAGAGAACACUGAAAAAGCAUCAGAAGUGAGUGUCACUAAAUCGGAGUCAUCGAUUCAAAAGUUAGAUUCUUCUACUAUCACUAAUAUUAUAGAUAAAAACACGGCUGUUACAAAAUUGGAAACUAAUAUUAACGAAUAUCACUCUUCUAUUACCACUAAUAUUGUGGGUAAUGAAAAUAUGAUUAGUACCGAAUCAGAGGCUACUAUCAAGGUAUCUGAAAUUUCUGUUGCAGCUAUAGAUGAUACUAUUGGUGAAAUGGUUACUACAGCAUCAGAAGCAAUCAUAAAAAAUCAUGAAUCCUCAAUUAAUUCUACUACGAUUGAAAAAGAUAAUGAUUCUAACGAUAAAUCAGAAAUUAUAAGCAAGGUUUCUGAAUCUUCUACUAUUACUGCAAUAAAUACAGAAGAAAUUACGACUAUUGUCGAAUCGGAAGUCAGCAAAACCAAUAGUGAAAGUGAAUUAUCUAUUGCUCUUAAUAUUACUAAAGAUGACAAUACAACUACUUUUACUUCUACUUCUCAGGAUUUAGAUAAAGGAACAGGGAAUGGUGUUAUUGCAAAGCUUAUAUCAGAUGACAAAAACACAGCUAUUGAAUCAGAUGCCACUAUAAAUCAGUCUGAAAUUUCUACAAUUGUUAACGUUAUCAGUAAUUCUCAAUCUAUUAUUGAUGAAUAUUUAACUAUUACUACUAGAAGUGGCGAUAAAAAUAACGAGGAAAUUGCUAAAGAAAAAGAAACUUUUGAAGACUCUACCUCUUUGAUUACUGUUGACGUAAUUAUUGAUGAAAAGACAACAAAAAUUGAAGAAGAUACUGUUGUUAACAACGAUGAUGCUUCUUCUAACAUUAUUGAGAAGGAACAGGAAUUAAAGGCUACUAUUACUCAACAUGAAUCUAUAACUACUAGUACUACCAUAGAUUCUAAACCAAAUUUUGAAGUUUCUGAAUAUACUCCUACCGCUAUUGCUGAUAUUAAAAAUGAAACAUAUACCAACUUCGAAGUAGAAACUACUGCAGAUGUAAUAACAACAAUUAAUGACACUAUAGGAAGUAAGCAAGUAACUGAUAUUGAAACAGAAACCAUUACCAAGGAGUCUGAAUCUUCUGUUGCUAUUACUGUUGACAUGGUUGAAAUUGAGAAAGAAGCAAAUACAGACACUAUUACAGAGUUAGAAACUAUUACCAAGGAGUAUGAAUCUUCUGCUGCUAUUACUGUCGAUGUGGUUGAAAUUGAGAAAGAAGCAAAUACAGACACUAUUACAGACACUAUUACAGACACUACUAUAAACACUAUUGUAGAAACAGAAAUUAUUACCAAGGAGUAUGAAUCUUCUGCUGCUAUUACUGUUGAUGUGGCUGAAGGUGAAAAAGAAGCAAAUACAGACACUAUUACAGAAACAGAAACCAUUACCAAGGAGUCUGAAUCUUCUGCUUCUAUUACUGUCGAUAUGGUUGAAAGUGAGAAAGAGGCUGCUUCAAAAGUAGAAAUUAUGGUAGAUAUAGAAGACAUUACUGAGAAAACCAUCAGCAUUAUAGAAAGUGUUAAAGAAAACGCUUGUGUAUCAGAAGCUUCCAAGGAACCCGAAACUUCAAUUAUUUACGGUGUUAUAAAUAAUGAAAAAGAAAGUACAAUUAAUACAAUGAUUAUCUCAGAAAAUGUUGAAGAAUGUGAACAUACUGUUGUUGAUAUUGUUCAUAGUGAAGAAGAAUCUACCACCGUAUUAGUUGAUUCUGUCACAAGAGAACCAAGUAUUAUCACUUCUGAACAUGAGGAGACAACAGUUUUAGGAUCAGGAACAAUUAUAUAUAAAUCUGAACUUGUGACUAAAGAAUCGGAAUCUUCAAUUACUACUGGUAUUAUUAGAAGUGAAGAAUCAGAAAUCAUAGAAUCAGAGACUAUUACCAAUGAAUUUGAACCUUCUACUAAUACUGAUUUGAUUACUGAUGAGAAGAGACCUAUUCUGAAAUUAGAAACAGUUAUUGAUAAAAGAAAAUCCACUGAAAACAUUGAGUUAGUUGAAAACGAAAAACAGAGUAUCACAGAAUCAAGACCUACUAGUUAUGGAGAAUCUAAAUUUAAUAGUGUUAGCAAUGUGAUAGUUGAUGAGGAAAUCAUUAUCUCGAAGAUUGAAAGUAUUAAUGACAAUUUAGAAUCUUCUAAUUCUAUUAAUAUUUCUGAACGUCAAGCAAUCUGACACAAGUAUUGCUGUAAUUGAUAUCGAAAACAAGAAGGAAAUCAUCGAUAAGAGGAAAUCUGCUGCUAAUGAGUCCAGAUUUAUUACUACUGAAGAUACUAUUAAAAAUGAGCUCCAAAUAACAACUAAUGACUCUGAUAAUAACUCCAUCUCAUUUGUAGAGGAAGAUAAAAAAAAUAC